GCAGAGUUAUUUCAUCGAUUUGAAGAGAUCCAUCAUCAGCAUUCAGAAGGACGUGGCAUUUCUGAAGAAGUGUCAAAAGGAGAAACUAACACCCGUUAGUCAUAGGAUUAAGGUCAAUAAGCACAUCCCACCUAGCGUCACCAGGAAGGCCGAAGCAGAGUACAUCGCAGACACCAUCAAACGCUACUACGCCAAGUUGGACAAGCUGACACUUAAGUGCUAUUCCCUGCAUUUAAAGUUGGCCAACGAAUAUCCGGAAGGCUUCCCAUUGUUCCUCACCAAGGUAAAGCGAGCAGAGGAAUGUGAAGCAGACAGGAAGAGACGACUACACAAAAAGAAGCUGACGAAUCUACGAAACGAGACCAGAGCGACGAAGGACACCCACACUACUGUUCCGAUGGUUCAAUCCAUUGAAGGAUUCGUAGUAAACCGAUAGACGCAACAGUUCACAGAGGAACAAUUGACACACCUCAAUAAGGGGUUAGGAUAUGCGAUUACUUCGAAGCCAGACGUGGAACAGAUCAUCGUGGACAUGGAAACAGCGAUCACACAGAACGUUAACAUCAAAGAUCAAAAUACAGCCAGGAACAUCGUAGCAGACGCCAUCAAAACAGGACAGCGCAGUAAGGUAAAUUCAGACGAGACAAGGAUUGUAACGGAACUUAAAAAGAAACCAGUAUACCACAUGAAGGCAGACAAAGGUAACGCGGUUGUUAUUAUGGACAAGAAGGACUACGACGAGCAGAUGGAGAAGAAGAUAAACGAAGGACCAUACAGACAUCUACGAGUAGACCCACUACCCGGACUAAUUAAGCUGACAGACAAGACCCUGAAAGACUGUAAACCCAUCACCGGAGAAGCUCAUUUGAAGGAAGCAAAUCCCAUUCUUCCGCGGAUCAAAGGUCUUCCUAAAAUUCACAAACCCGGUCAAGAGAUGCGAGAGAUUAUUUCAGCUGAAGGAUCCCCUACCCACAAAUUGGCUAAAUGGUUAGUCAAAGAGUUCCAAAGUAUGCCAAAACCCUUCCCCACCAGUUCGGUCAAAAACACUCAGGAGUUCACCCAAAAGUUGUUGGAAUCAGGAACCAUCGAGGAAGACGAGAUUAUGGUUUCUUUCGACGUCGCAGCACUAUUCCCAAGUGUCCCUGUAAAGGAUUCUCUUAACCUUCUCGAGGAUUGGUUACUACCCCAAAAGUCUGACGCAGAUUGGAAAGGAAAAGUUAGGACUUAUUUACGUUUAGCUAGACUGUGCUUGGAUGAGAAUUACUUCCAAUUCCGUGGACAGUUCUACAAGCAGACCAAAGGUGCCCCCAUGGGAAAUCCCCUAUCCCCAUUUCUAUGCGAGCUUUUCAUGGCAAAUUUAGAAACCAAGCUAAAGGAGCAAGGUUUACUUCCGGAGAAAUGGUGGAGGUACGUCGACGAUAUUUUCAGUGUGAUCAAACGGGAAGCUUUAUCUAAGGUUCUAGAGGUCAUCAACAAUGUGCAUAAGGAUAUCAGGUUCACUCAUGAGGAAGAAAAGGAGGGAAAACUGCCAUUUUUGGAUCUAUUAGUUAAGAGGGAAGACAGUUCAUCGUUCGAAUUCGAGAUUUACAGAAAACCUACCAAUACCAUGCGUGUCAUCCCCUAUUCGUCGAAUCACUCCUUCCAACAUAAGAUGGCAGCUUUUCACCACAUGGUUCACCGAAUGCAGACUCUACCUCUAAGCGAUGACGGGAAAAAUAAGGAACUCACUCAUAUAUUCGAAACAGCGAAAAUCAACGGAUACAAGGAGAGGACAAUUCAGGCCAUCAUCGACAAAAAGGAGAGGUUGCGAUAUCGAGGUUCCCUAACAACUCUUACCCCUAUUUCAGAAUCUUUGAAGCGAGUAUCAGUCCCCUUCGAUCAACACAUCACUAAUAGUUUACGUUCUAGGCUCAGAAAUUUCGGGAUCGAUCUAGUAUUUUCUAGCAGAAGCAAUCAGUUGAAGACUUCGUUAGGCUCUACAAAGGAUCCGGUUAACACCCUUAACAAGGCUGGCGUUUACAAAAUCAGUUGCUCCCAUUGUGAUAAGGUCUACGUUGGUCAAACAAAACGGUCUUUGGAGGUUAGAUUCAGGGAACAUAUGGCGGAGGUAGGAAAGGCGCAGAGGACAGUGAGUAGAGGUUUGGAAUACGAUUUCAGGUCGAAAGUUGCUGAACAUGUCUUUGAGGAGGGUCACCCUGUAACUUCAGAGGAUAUUCAGAUUUUGCGAAAUGUAACUUUACCUUGGAAAUUGGACGUUGCUGAGAGUCUAGAGAUAUACAAACAGGUACCUAACACGCUGUUGAAUAAGGAUCAAGGCAAUGGAAGUUCGUGGCUUUUCAAAUUAUUACCCCCUAAGCACUCUCGUAUGGCAUGCGUCUCAUAAUGUACCUGUGAUAUAUGAACU
Aedes albopictus (Asian tiger mosquito) is the source of this 2404-nucleotide messenger RNA. RefSeq lists its product as uncharacterized. The record is from RefSeq and is a predicted model, not a curated record. The transcript is spliced from 2 exons. The coding region runs from base 533 to 2383 and encodes 616 amino acids. Lineage: Eukaryota; Metazoa; Arthropoda; Insecta; Diptera; Culicidae.